AUGACCGAGAUCGCCACAUCCCUCGCCGACUGGCCGUACGCCUGGGCCUACUUCUUCCCAGUCAUGCUCCUCAGCAUCGCCAUUGGCACCUUCACUCCAGCGGCACAUAGCAUACUCGAGCAAGGCGGCUUCCCGCAGCCGCGCCACCAGCCGCUAAACGUCUACGUCUACUUGUUCGCAGGGUGUCAAUCGGCAGUUGGGCUUUCGGUGGCUGUAUUGGAGGCCCUGGGCGACUGGAAGGCCGUUGGUGUCAUUCUGGGCUGCCUGACUCCCAUGGCAUUGCUGAGCACGUCCCUCUCCGCGGUCAAGGGCGGGACAGGUUUGGGGAGCGCGUUCUGGACUCAUGGCGUGAUGACUGUGAUCGGAACGCGGGCAGCUUGGAGGCUGGUGCAGGAGCACUGGUGA
Molecule: messenger RNA, 405 nt
Organism: Cyphellophora europaea CBS 101466
Lineage: Eukaryota; Fungi; Ascomycota; Eurotiomycetes; Chaetothyriales; Cyphellophoraceae
Exons: 1
Coding region: 1-405 (134 amino acids)
Source: RefSeq, a predicted model, not a curated record